Ambispora leptoticha is the source of this 576-nucleotide messenger RNA. The record is from the annotation of a GenBank genome assembly. NCBI's taxonomy places the organism in Eukaryota, Fungi, Glomeromycota, Glomeromycetes, Archaeosporales, Ambisporaceae.
AUGGCAAAUUUCUACUCACAAUGGUACAAACAAAGUGUCUGCCAACGGAAUCUCAAUAAAGAGAAAUAUAGAUGCUUGGACGACAACGACCACAGCAGCAUUUCAGAGAAUAGAGAUAUUGCAGUUUCAACGUUAACAACGGAAUUGUUAACAGCGGCACAGGUGACGGUUUCACGCGUUCAGGAUACAUUAGUUUAUAACUUAGAAUUAAAACCAUGGGACACAUUACCCACAACACAAUCCUCAUCAUACUCAUCUUUACGAUCACGCGAGCCAAGCGUCCAAAGUUAUAGUACCACGUCGUCGUCAUCCUCCUCAGGUUUUGGCUUCUAUAGCGAAAAUGGAAAAUCUCGAGGUUUUCACAAUAGCAAUCGAUCGCGACAACACACGCGAACAAUCAGCAAUGCGUUUUCAACAACGUCGUCGAACAUAAGUCAAUUGUCCAAAGAAUCUUUAUGGGAUGACUGGAUUGUGAAAUUUAUUAGUAAUGAUGAUGGAGCAAAGGAAAUGAUUGGUGGAGAUUCAUUGGAAGAAUGGAUUUUUGAUACGAAAAAUUUGUCGCAGGGUGUACAUUAA